AUGUAUGAUUUCGACUUUUCUGGUUGCGGAACUUCAGAAGAUUCAAUGCAGAAUGGUGCUCAGCAUCAGUCAGAGUUGACAAUGUUGGGAGACUUCAGAUCACUAUACUCUCAGCGUCAGUCAGGAGACUUCGGAACAGGACACUCUCAAUACCAGACUUGGGAUGGAUUGUCCCAAACUUCUGCUCCUUUCUCUUUCACGUUCCCUCCACUCAACAUCAACUGGGAUGAUCCAACUCUGUACGCUCAACUACCUCCCCUCAAUAAUUUCUUAGAAGCCACUGAUAAUCCUGGACAAUGCCACACUGAAAACGAUAUCAGCCAACUGGAGAAUCUACAGGUCGCGGGUCACAUGACCCAAGACAGUCAACCUGCCAACGGUCCUGCACAACACCACGCUAUCAGUCAACCUCCGGAAAGUCUUGCACAAUGGCACACUGAACAUGUUCAAGGUAACACUAACACACAGGAUGCUCUAGUCGGUGCAGCAACGGGCCUCGCAUCCGAUGCCAACAAUUCAUCUUGGGCAGCAAGAAAUCCCAACAGGCCCAUCAUUGAACCACGCGUCCCACUUAAUCCUGCACAGAAAGCACGUCAACGCAAAGAAUCCGAGGAAGCACUGCACAGUUCGAUUCGGCAGCUUCUGGCGGAGCAGGCACAGAGGAUGAAUGAGAUUGCUCUGGAGCAUGGCGUCUCUGUGGAGAAGGUGAAGAAGCUGAUGGGAGGCACUAAGCACUAUACAGCGAGUCGAAGUGCACAACUGGAGAAUGCUCUUAUGCACGCCAAAGCUGAGGAAGUAAAUAAAGAUCUACCGUGGGGCGCCAAAUAUACUCCUGGAGAGAUCCGUCAGAUGGUGAAGGACAAUAGGAACAUGCAAAAUCUGACAGAAGAGGAAAAGAAGGAGCUCGUUGACAAGCUCAGUGAGCACCGAGCCUUGCGCAACAUGAGCGUGCGUGCCACAAAUAUGGUGGCUAUGCGUGAUGUUCAGUCAACUCUAGACACCAUCUUCAAAAUGCUUGACGGUCUCGCUGUAAGAACCGGGAUAUAUGCUUGCCUAUUCACCUCUCGUGGUCAUGUUUACGACACCACACAAGCCACAUGGUUUGGGACCAACAACAUUAUGGAUUUCUGGGAGGACGUGCUGCAAGUGGAGGCCAAUGAGAUCAUAUGGAAGCUGGAGCAAUGGGCAUGCAUGAUAGGUCGAAACAUUGACGAAUGUGAAACAGUGCAGAACAUGCAGCGCGUCUGUACUCGCCUGCUCAACUCAGGACUUAGGACUUUAGCCAAGAGACGCGACAUCCGUAUCAACUACACAAAUUUCGAUACCGCGAUAAAGGAGAAGCUGUCGAUCGAUAUAAAGGGCUGGCCCGAAGGCGUUGUUUUUCAAUCGCCCACCAGUGUGAAUGAUCUCCCUGCUCUCCUCAAGCUUCGAGGUGCGCUGAAGGAUGGCUCCUGCCACUGGUUCCGCAUGACUCCCCAUCAGCGUGACGAGUUCCAUGCUCUACUGGAUGCAUGCCAUAAGAGGGGAGAAAAGGGGAAGGAGAAUGCCCCUCCUAGAAAGCGGGCGCGAGCACCAGGGUCAUCAGCACAGGCUCCAAAGAGCGCCGAGUUCAUUGACUCAUCUGAGGAGGAGGAGAGCAGCGAGGACAAAGUUUAA
Suillus discolor is the source of this 1656-nucleotide messenger RNA. RefSeq lists its product as uncharacterized. The transcript has 9 exons. The record is from RefSeq and is a predicted model, not a curated record. NCBI's taxonomy places the organism in Eukaryota, Fungi, Basidiomycota, Agaricomycetes, Boletales, Suillaceae. Bases 1 to 1656 code for a protein of 551 amino acids.